AAAAAUGUAACUCAACUUUCAAGCAGUUUUUCGUCUUUCUUUGAGAGUAUGUUUGUUGUACAUGUAGUAAUAUGGCGGCGAAUGAUGAUGAACCAAUGCAUUUAUAUGAAGUAUUUCAAAAUUGCUUCAAUAAGAUAGCAAAUAAACAACCAGAUAAGUCGCGGGACAUGACUUAUCCAAUGACAUAUCCAAAUGCAGGGGAAGAUGGUUUGACACAGGAGUGUUUAAAUACUUUUCCCCCAGUAGAACUACUUCCUGUUGGGGAUGCAUAUUUUCAGUAUUCAAACACAGUCCAACAAAGGUUGCUUCCUGCUGAGCCAGUCAGAGGUCCACCUGUCAAACGAAAAAGGGAUGGUUCUGAGAAUAAGGAAUUAGAUAGCCAUUGGAUUCCUCCUUUCAAUACUGAUGGUUUUGAUCAAGACUCUGGGAGAUUCAACUCUUCAAAGCCUGGACCUUAUUCUGAUGCAUUUUUCAUAGAUGGCCCUCAUGCAACGUCAGACCCCUGGUCUACGAGUUCAAGUUUACAAUCCUCCUCUUAUUCAUACGCGAAUUCUGUGAUUGGUAUACCUGCAUCACAUCCAACACCUACAUCUUCUGCCUUUUCCACGAUGCAUUUACCCCCAGAACCAAUGGUGUAUAAUUCAGUUUCCACAACCCACGAUCCAUCACUGAUGGCCAAUAGUCUUCCACCCAUGUCUAGUUUCAGGGACCCGUCCAGCCAUAGAGCUUCUAUGGCCCAUACAACAGCCUCUCCUCUUUAUGGUCAAACUACAAGUCCUCCAAGUCCUUUAGUCUCCACAGAUCCCCUUGGUAACCGGCAACAAACACAAACUGGUGACACAUUAGGAAAAGCUCUUGCAUCUAUAUAUUCUGAACCACCUGUUAAUAGUUUUACUUCUACCCCUACAACACCUGUUAGCUCGCCUUCACCUCUUUCAGGUGUAACCCCUUGGUCUCGCAAUAGUGUUCAUACUGCUCCUACAACAAAUUCAGGUUACUCCGAAGGGUCAUUAAUUCCAUUGCAAGGUAGACUUGAAGAUAGACUUGAUGAAGCUAUUCAUUUGCUCAGAGAUCAAGCAGAGCAGUCUCGAGGAGUAAUGGAAGAACGCCUAGAUGAUGCAAUUAAUAUAUUAAGAAACCAUGCAGAAGGACCAGGUAUGCAGCCAGUGCCUCCAAAUACUGCAUUGAAUGAUAUCUCACCUGUCACUGCUCAUUCUAACGGACUCAUCGCUGCACAAUCUUAUCCUGGGAUGGCAAUUAUUUCCUUGGAUCCCCAUGUGGCUGGACCCACAAAUCUUCCCGAAAAUGUACUAAGAAGUAGAAUAUCACAACCAAGUUCUUCUGGGCAAAUGCCAGGAUCCCAAUCAUUUGGAUUACCCCCAGACACUGUUCCAAGUUUAAAAGAUAAAGUAAAAGACGUUGAUAAAACAGACCUCAAUAGAGUGAAGUCUACUACACCUAAUGCUAAUUCCACCCCAACAAUUAGUACGCCAACUGGUAAUAGUGUUACUGGAACGCCUCCUGUUUCAUCUCCGACAUCAACAUCCUCAGCUAAUACAAAUCUUGGUCCUUCAUCUAAAGGAGUCAAGAGAUCUAGAAAUAGGUUUAGUUCAGGGGAUGAAGAUGAUGUACCUGAAAUGAAAGCUGAAAAAGACAAAGAAAGGCGGCAGGCUAAUAAUGCAAGAGAAAGAAUACGAGUACGGGAUAUAAAUGAAGCAUUUAAAGAGCUUGGCAGAAUGUGCAUGGUUCACCUAAAAGCUGACAAAGCUCAAACAAAGUUAAAUAUUUUACAUCAAGCUGUUGAUGUUAUCACUAACCUAGAGCAGCAAGUUAGAGAGCGAAAUUUAAAUCCAAAGGCAGCUUGUCUAAAAAGGAGAGAAGAAGAAAAAAAUGAAGAAGGUCCCAAAUUAGGAAUGCAUACUAUUCCACAUCCUCAAACUCUAGAUUCCUUGACACACCAGCGGUUGACUACUUCUUUGCCAGGAAUUCUUGCUCCUAUGACAUUAUCAAGUCAGUGUACAACAACAUUUGCUGACGGACAUGACAUUGACCCACCUCUUUUGCCUUAAAGACCUUCAACCUAUGGAGGAUAAGGAAACCUAAACAUAAGGAUCACUCUUCCUGGUCAGAUUUUUAUGUGAAACUAAGUCCAGCCAUUAUUUCCUCUUUUGAAGAUGCCAAUUUUCUCUUCCACAGGCCUCCUUUGUGUAUUCUCUGAGGAAGAUAAUCAUAUUAACUUUAUGAAAAUAAAAUGUUGCCCAUAUCUUUAAUAUAGAUGUCAUUUAUGUACAUGAAGAUGCCAUUGGUUUUUAUCAUUAGUUGUAAAUGCUCGUUAGUUUUUUUUAUUAGUUAUCAUCUUGUGUCUUUGGAAUUGUUAUAAGUAUUUACAGUGAAAUAUUUCACAACAUUUUGUGUUGUUGCAUCUAUGUUUAUCAUUAUUACAUUUAUGUUUUGUGAGCUUGCCCAUGUUAGAAAAAGUCGUAUAGAUAUAUAUGUAUGUAUGUGUGUAUACAUAUAUAUGUAUGUAUAUUUAUGUAGCAUCUAUACAUAUAUAUGUAUAUAUAUGUAUGUAAAUAUAUGUGUGUGUAUAUAUUUAUAUAAGAGUUGCCUAAAUAAAAUGACAUGUAUGAUAACAUCAGAAUUACUGAUUGCAUUGCCACUUUCAGAGUUCUAACUUAAAAUAAAAGUAGUGCCACAGGUUGCAGCCACUGAUUAACCAGUUUCAAUGAGACCAUAUACAGUGAGUGCAAAGUUAUGCUGAGAUAGAUGUACCCAGAAAGAACAGCGCAUAAUAUUAUCAUUUUUCGGGGCAAUAGGUCAGCAUUUUGCAUAAUAUGGAUAUUUAUUGUCAAAUAGUUAUUUAUGGCAAACAUCUAUGAACAACUGGUAUAAAAUCUUUUGUGAAUGGCAUACAAUGUCAGACCUGCCAAGACUCAACAAAGUAACACCAUGUUCUCCAAUGAUUUUAUUGUUGUUAGGAAGUCAUUAAAUGCUAAUCAAAAGAUUACAUUAGUGACACCUGUACAGCAUAUUCUUUUAGUAAAGAAUUAGUGCAAUCACCAUCUGUCAUUAAAAAUUGUACUCUUUUGCUUUGUUCUGGUUACAUCCCUCUUAGCAUGACUUUACCUUAUUUUAAAAGGCUCUAAUAUGAACUGAUUAAUCAGUUAUACACAGUGCAUUUCACUUACCAUCCUUUGAAUCAUGAAUCGUGCUUUAUUUCUGAGGCCAUCAGACUUGUCUUGUUUUUAUUUGGGCAACCUUUAUAUAUAGAUACAUAUUAUAUUGGUGAAAAAGUUUUUUUCUGGCAUCUUCCUUUAACUUACUACCAGGUUUAAAGUGAAAUUUUUCUGCUAUACCCUGAUCUACAGCCUAGAUUACUAGCCUGGAAGCACAUUCUAGUAUUAUCUAAAAUUAAUUAUAAAAUUCUGUCAUUUAUUUUGAAGGCUUGCUUGUUUAAUAACUUUCUUAAACAUUUUAUGUUACUUAAAAUAUUAAAAAAUUAUUUUGGCAUUAAAUUUAUUUAUAAUAAGGUGAUGCAACUAUGCACCAUUUUGUGUUUUGCUUCUUCACUAAAUUUAAUUUUAUUUUUGACAAUCUAUUCAAUAUGUUUUCAUUAGUGAGGUGCUCCAUGAAAUUUUUACAUAGAGACUGGGUUUUUAAUUUAAUAUAAUUUUCUGAAACUUUUCUAUUGCGUAUUUUCAUUCCAGAAAAAAAUUUUAUCGCCUACCUAAUAUGUAUAUGCAUAUCCAGUAAGUGGCCAAAAUACUUUUGUUAUGUUUUUGUGAAGAGACAAAUUCUUUCUGUUUCUGACUUAUUUAAAUUUAUGUGGUAGCUAUUUGCAUACUUUUAAGUAUUUUUAUUAUUGUGUAAGUGGGUUUAUUAUGCUGUGGGGGCAUGAAGUGGGAAAAUACAGAUCUUCAGCUUAGAUAGUACUUACUUGCCAAAGAAAAGAAUUAAAUUGCCUUUGAUAGCUUACUUAUUAACUAAAAUGCAGUAGCUAUUGGCUUCUUGCAGCUUUAGUUUGUUUUACUUACAUAGACAGUGAGAGAUUCCAUGUACAGUUGUUUUAUAUAAAUAUUGUGAUUUAACUUGCAGCUUUCCAGUUAUACACAAAUGUGUAAAUACUUCUGGAGAACUACUCAAACUGUCCAAUGAAAGACAUUUUAAUUAAUUCCUUUUAUUGAAAAAAAAAACCCGGAAUGAUUUUUAAAAAUAAGCAUUUAAAAUUAGUAUUUAUUUUUAUUUAUAUAUAUUUUUUUAGUAUAAAAAUUUAUUUACAUCUAUUCUUUAUUUGGUGAAGCAUGUUUAAUAUGAAAUAUCGCCUUGAGAAAUGAAUUUUAUCUUGAGAUUUCUAAUAAAUUAUUUUUAUUGAUUUUAAAAUUUAUCGUACAGAAAAUUAUAUUCAAUGGUUGACUUAACAAUCUGUAUUUGAUUGAAAUAAAUAAUGUAUAUAUUUAAUGUAUAGAUAAUUAAAUUAUGUAUUUAUCAGCAGAAAAUUGGCAACAUAUUUGUCAAUUUUCUAAGUUGCUUGUUUCCAAUUUGAAUAUGUUCUGUACUAUAAUGUUCGAGUCUUAUGCAUUUUUUUUUCUUUGUAAUAUGUUUGAUUGAUAUUGCCAUUUACUAUUUUUCAUACUUAUCAUACUAUUGUUUUGUAAAACUAUUUUAUUUAUUUGAUGAAAAAAAAUGAGUCUAUUUUUAUCUUUCAAAUACAUAUUUGUACAUUAGUACUCAUAAAAUACAAAUAUUUCGCAUUUUCUUAGGGUAUGGAAUAUUUUAAUUCCAUGAUUACAUUGAUGAAAGUUCCUUUGAGUACAAAAGCCAUUCAUAAAUAACUGCAUACUACUGGUGUUAAAAUUUAUUUAAUUUUAAAAAAUAUUGCUGACAUAAUGUAAAAAUAUCAGAUCUGAUGUACAAAUAGAUUUAAUAUGAAAGAAAGAGAAAUUCUGGCACUUUAUACAUACUGUUCAUCAUAUUUUUCUACGAUCAUCUUCAUCAUCAUUGUUAGAAGCUGUAUUGUUUCUGCUGGGCUUCUAUAUUGACUGUUGUAGUAAUGUUGACUACUCAAAGCAGCAGGGUGGUGGAACUUCUCAAAAUGUCGCACACUGUAUAAUUCCAAGUAGUGUGUCAACACUGCUUGCACUUAACUUCUCUUUAAGAGAAGUCUGGAUAUUAAAUGGUGCCAUCUUUCUUAAUAUUGUUUUUCAAUUCAUUAGUGUGUAUGAUGAAAUAAAAUUAGUUUUUUAUUC
Parasteatoda tepidariorum (common house spider) is the source of this 5246-nucleotide messenger RNA. It is a transcript of the gene da, whose product is annotated as transcription factor daughterless. Gene Ontology annotation, biological process: regulation of transcription by RNA polymerase II. The record is from RefSeq and is a predicted model, not a curated record. Gene Ontology annotation, cellular component: transcription regulator complex; chromatin. NCBI's taxonomy places the organism in Eukaryota, Metazoa, Arthropoda, Arachnida, Araneae, Theridiidae. Gene Ontology annotation, molecular function: protein dimerization activity; RNA polymerase II cis-regulatory region sequence-specific DNA binding; DNA-binding transcription factor activity, RNA polymerase II-specific.